This is a messenger RNA of Epinephelus moara (kelp grouper), 604 nucleotides long. Its product is annotated as galactose-specific lectin nattectin-like. The transcript has 7 exons. Bases 35 to 526 code for a protein of 163 amino acids. The record is from RefSeq and is a predicted model, not a curated record. Lineage: Eukaryota; Metazoa; Chordata; Actinopteri; Perciformes; Serranidae.
UGCAAGUGCAACCUCACCUGAUCAUCACAACAAGAUGGCAUCAAGUCUUCAUUUGAUUGCGGUCCUCUGUUUGACCAGUGGACUGUGGAUUGAAAAUGCGCAGUGUCAAGACUGCUGUGACCCCUGUAAGACCUGCCCUUCUGGUUGGACACAGUAUAAAGAUAACUGUUACAUGUACCACCAUGCUCCAAAGGACUGGGCUGAUGCAGAGCGUGCCUGCAUUGCCCUCGGUGGGAAUUUGGCUUCGAUUGCUAACCGAGGUGAGCACAACUUUCUCAAAGCCCUGAUCAACAGAGUGACUGACAAAAAUGGCCAAACUUGGGUUGGAGCCCAUGACACGGCAAAGGAGGGUGUGUGGAUGUGGAGUGAUGGUAGCAAGUACACAAACUUUAAUGGUCUGUGGGGUCCAGGAGAGCCCAACAACGGUGGCGGGAAGGAACACUGCAUGGAGAUGAACUACAGGGGUAAACCUAACGACAAUGCUUGCACCAUAAAGAAACCUUAUGUUUGUGGAAGGCGCCUGUGAAGAUCCCCACCAUGUCCAUGUCCUGACACAUCUGCCGUGGUGAUGUCACAUCCCCACUGAUGAUGUCACUUCUGCCAG